Messenger RNA from Exophiala oligosperma, 1398 nucleotides. RefSeq lists its product as uncharacterized. Lineage: Eukaryota; Fungi; Ascomycota; Eurotiomycetes; Chaetothyriales; Herpotrichiellaceae. Bases 1 to 1398 code for a protein of 465 amino acids. Gene Ontology annotation, molecular function: zinc ion binding; sequence-specific DNA binding; DNA-binding transcription factor activity, RNA polymerase II-specific. The transcript is spliced from 3 exons. The record is from RefSeq and is a predicted model, not a curated record. Gene Ontology annotation, biological process: positive regulation of transcription by RNA polymerase II.
AUGCAACACGAGAUGGAAGUAACAGAUCUCGACACACUCCUCGCGCUGCUCCCCGCUUGUAGGAGAUGUCGCAAAGCCAAAAGACGAUGCGAUACGCAGCUCCCUGCCUGUGCGAACUGCAGCAGAGUUGGCGCAGAUUGUGUCUUCUUGGAUCAUGUCUCUAAGGAAUAUCUACCGCGCACGUACAUUGCCUCCUUGGUGGACCACUUGAAGUCAUUGGAAGCGAGAGGCCAUGCAACUGGCGCAGAAUCAUCAACAUCAUCAGCCGAGCCAGAAACAACGGCCUCAUCCCACCGGCCACGCUUUGUGCUCGUUCGAGAUGCGUUCAGGUACCUAGGUGAGAACGCGCCCUUGGGGGGUUCUGCAUCCAACCUGCUCGCGUGCCCAGGUCAGCUCCGAAGCAACCAGUCGAGCUCAAGACUGGCAAUCCCUCCGACAUGGUCCUGGGAUGCGGGUUUACACCAAUACCUCAUCGAUAUGUACUUCGCCACGAUACAUCAGGUCUACCCGAUCCUGGACCCUGAGUCGCAGCUCUUCACCGAUCCCCAGCUUGGUCGGGCAGAGGCGUCUCCUUUUGAGGCAUUUGUCCUGAAUGGUGUCUAUUCCAUUGCAUGCCACUGCCUACCUGGCAACAAUCCUCAACUGGUCCUGCUGUCCGACACUUACCACCGCGAAGCGCUGACUCAUGCCGACAGAGUGACUGCUGAACUGAACCUCGAAGCACUACAGGCCGUCAAUCUGCUCGCCAUGCGUAGCCUCUUUGACUCUCAGACCGGUAGCCUGGGGCAGCAGGUGGCGUUUGCUCAUCACCUGGAAAUGGAACUGAGUGCUAGAGAAGUCGAGGAGACUUCCCAUGCCUUGGCUACGCUGAGAGCGACAACAUACUGUGUUGGGAAUCAGAUGGCCACCGCACUGGAUCGGCCAUCCGGCCUUGUCGAGCCGGACGAUGCACAGACACUAGCCCUACCAAACAGUCUCAUGCAUCUUUGUAGCCUAUACAAAAUGCAGUCAAGAUUCCGAGACGGACUCUCAAUGGAAGAUAUGGAUGUAACGAAUGCUUAUGAGUCGGACGGAGCGGAAUUGAACCCAUUGGUCCAAGCCGCGAAAAGCGAAACAGCGUUCCUACUCAGACCAAGUUCGGAGACAGCCAUGCAACUUCUCAUUUCAUAUCACGACGAGCAUAUGAUUUUCAACAUCUUCACACCACAUUGGGCCUACAAAGCUGGGGCACUCUUACUUUCAGAUCCAUCGCAAGAUGCCUCUCAAGAAGGCUACGUGCUUGCCGUGACAGUCUUGGACCGAUGUGCUCUGAAAUGGCCUAACUCUCGAGCACUGCAAGACAUGUUGAAAGCCUCGGCCAAGGCGACGGUGAAAUCGACGUCGAACCAAGCACGAUAA